AUGGAAGCAGCAAUGUACGCGGCCCGGAUGCUGGGUGACAAUAUGGGGAUCAUUUGUACCUCUGAGCGAUCAGCACUGAUCCACGCGCGAACCGUAUCUUUGUAUGGGUUCUCGGAAUAUUUUGCAGGCUGCGAGGCUGCUAAGCUCGGCGUAUUAGAGCUUGACUCAAAGCCUAAGGAUGAAGUCCACGGGGUCAUGACGCAGAAGAUCCACCAGCUGGUUCAUAGGCAAGGAGCUGACUGUGUGCUUCUCGGCUGCGCCGGAAUGGCGGAGAUGCGCUCUGUGUGCGAGAAGGCCGUGGAAGGAACGGGGGCGAGAGUGCUGGACGGAGUAGGACUAGGAAUUCAGUUCCUUGUUGGCAUUGUUAGAGAGAACCUUCAGACUGCCAAAAAUGGCGUGUACAGAGAUCCGGCCACAGAUCGGGAGAAACGGGGUCAAGAUUGGCUUUGA
This is a messenger RNA of Penicillium chermesinum, 450 nucleotides long. RefSeq names its product aspartate/glutamate racemase family protein. The record is from RefSeq and is a predicted model, not a curated record. NCBI's taxonomy places the organism in Eukaryota, Fungi, Ascomycota, Eurotiomycetes, Eurotiales, Aspergillaceae. The transcript has a single exon. Bases 1 to 450 code for a protein of 149 amino acids.